AUGGUGAAAACCAGCAUUGAGAGGCAGGACACACAAAUGCGGCCAGCAAUUUCGGCCAAUGAAAGUUUAUCGUGUGUGCUACGUUUCCUGGCCACAGGGGAAUCAUACAGAAGUUUGGAGUUCCAAUCAAGAAUUUCGUUGGCAUUCCUCUCUGAAAGAGUCCCAGAGAUCUGUAAGGCGUUAUAUGAAAAUUUGCGGGGAACCUAUUUGCAAUUUCCCGAAGGUGAGCAAUGGAAUCAAAUUGCCAAUCAAUUUGAAGCUCGGUGGCACUUUCCGCUUUGUAUAGGUGCCUUGGAUGGAAAGCACGUCGCUUUCAGAGCAUCAAAAACGGAUGGUUCUCUGUACUACAAUUAUAAAGGCUUCAACAGUGUCGUUUUGUUGGCCAUGUGCGAUGCAGAAUACAAAUUUUUAUUUGUGGAUAUCGGCUGCAAUGGACGUAUCAGCGACGGAGGUGUCCUGAGUCGCAGUGACCUUGCAAGAAUCCUUUUGCAAGCCGAUAGGUUUUUACCAAGGGAUAAAGUUAUCGGCAAUAAUAGACUUUUGCCGUAUGUCAUUGUUGGGGAUGAUGCGUUUCCAUUGGAAAAACACCUCAUGAAACCCUUCCCAUAUCAUACCAACAGUGAAUCGGAAAAAAAUUUCAAUUUUCGUCUAAGCCAUGCCAGACAAACGAUUGAACAUGCCUUUGGGAUUUUAUCAAACCGGUUCAGAGUGUUGCAAUCAAAUAUACAUUUGAGACCUCCAAAAGUUAUAAAAAUCAUACAAGCCUGCUGUGUGUUGCAUAAUUUUUUAAUAACGAAAAGUGUGAAUUAUGUAACAGAGAUUAACGUCCGAUCAUCAGAAACUCCUGCAAAUGUUGAAAACGAUGAUGGACAUAGGACAAGCAAUCCUAGAAGACACAGCAACGAAGCUGGAGAAGUUCGAAACAUUUUUUCCGAGUACUUUAAUAACGAGGGAAAGCUUUUUUAUGUAUAA
This is a messenger RNA of Episyrphus balteatus (marmalade hoverfly), 972 nucleotides long. Its product is annotated as putative nuclease HARBI1. The coding region runs from base 1 to 972 and encodes 323 amino acids. The record is from RefSeq and is a predicted model, not a curated record. NCBI's taxonomy places the organism in Eukaryota, Metazoa, Arthropoda, Insecta, Diptera, Syrphidae. The transcript has 2 exons.